AUGUACGCAGCUCCGACGGUCGUCACCGCGUUCCUCCUACUUGCCGGCACUACGUCCUGCGAGGCCCAAACCCGUGAGUUGAGGCCUCCGAUGGACCUGCUGCGGCUGUUAGCAGAGAAGCCUUGGAUAGGCUUAGGCCCCCACCACCGGUGGGACAGACCCCCCCAGAUCGACGCGGACCUAGGACCCAAGGAUCUGGAAAUAGUCAGCGAAAUGGACAACGAUGGUUUCGGCAGAGGUCUUAACAUGGAUGACCUUAUAAGGACAGGGGCAGACAAGCGCUCUGCGGUGGCCACGGCUCUGAACGCCGGGAGGCGACGUCGCCAGCCGACUCCGGCGCUCGGGGUCCUUAAUGAUAUGGGCACAUUUUUCGACGCUCUACGAGACAACUUGGAGACCUUUGCAUCGUUGACUCCGGAGCAACGCGCCUCGCUCUUUCAGGCUCCACCCACGGUUGUACAGGCUCCUUCUUCCGGUGGUGGUGGCGGCGGCAGCGGCAUCCGCAAACUCCACGCGCUGCGCCCUCUGCGACCCACCGGCAACAUCAGAUCUUACAACCGCAGAUCGUUCGUGGAGGCGGAUGGUGGGUACCCCGGGGCGAACCAUCAUGACCCUGGACUGCUGUGGACCGGACUGGGGCGGUAGACACCCGACACCAAGCCACCGUAGAGGCAUCCACCCAACUUACCGCAGCCCUAGAUUCUCAAGAAACCUCCGAGAUUGUCAAUAUAGAUUGAGAGACUUGAGAGAGAUUGACCAUGAUGAGCCAGACAGGCGCUUCUCGAGAGCAACACAGCCCAAACCCGGAUUAUGUAUAUAAAAUAUAAAUACAAACUUAAAUACAAGCUGCACUAAAGUCAAUUUUGAAACCAAUUAAAGUUGGAAC
Messenger RNA from Pectinophora gossypiella (pink bollworm), 886 nucleotides. RefSeq lists its product as uncharacterized. The record is from RefSeq and is a predicted model, not a curated record. The coding region runs from base 1 to 645 and encodes 214 amino acids. Lineage: Eukaryota; Metazoa; Arthropoda; Insecta; Lepidoptera; Gelechiidae. The transcript has 6 exons.